GCCCAAGCCGCAGGCCGAGACGCUACUAAACGAGACCGAGAAUCCUUGUCGAUCAGAGCCAAUCCUCUGCGAACGAAAAAGCUUGAACCAAACAAGACUAGCGGUUUAAUCGCCCCUCCCCCAUUCUCUUUCUUCUCCAGUGGCUUCCUUCGACCACCUGACAAAGAAAAAUACCUCCCCAAUGCGUUAAUAGGGAAAUAAACUCAAUACAGCGUAUAUGAGAUGUAGAAAUGGUUGGGAAAUCCUGUACUAGUAGAUUCGCGCUCUGUCCACGCCGCCGCCCCACCGUCACCCUGACUCAAGAUAUCAUCCUGCAUAUCCAGCAUGCCCAAACACUCAAUCGUCCGCCCCGUCCCAUCCGGCGUGCUCGGGUCACAAAGACUUUCAAUAUCGCUAAACGGGAUCUUGUUCAGAAACAGCCGGUUAUUUUCAUGGUCGAACGCUGCCCACCCGCCAUCGGCAUUCUGCAUGCCUACAAUCCAGAGCGCCGCAUCGCGCACGAGUCUCGAUCGCGCGGUGGCCGGGUCAUACGUCAAAAAGGCGAGAACGGCUGCGGCCGUAUCAUUGAUAUCCGGGUACCACGUGUCAUGGUAUUCGAACGCCCACCCACCGACGGGGAUGUUGGGCUUGUAGACGCGCCAGUGAUCAAGAAAGCACUGCUUCAGGCGGGAAUCGCAGAGGUGCUUGGAUGGCAAGUUAUGUUUGAUGUGUGCCACGAGAUCUAGUCAUUUCCACUGGCCAAGAUAUUAGACGUUCCCAAUAGGCAGGAAGGAUUGACUGAAGAGUCAUAAUAUAUUUAUGUGCAGCGUCUCCGAUCCACCAUGUGUCGCGUAAUAGUGCUGAUAAGGCUAG
Molecule: messenger RNA, 852 nt
Organism: Aspergillus homomorphus CBS 101889
Lineage: Eukaryota; Fungi; Ascomycota; Eurotiomycetes; Eurotiales; Aspergillaceae
Exons: 1
Coding region: 231-725 (164 amino acids)
Source: RefSeq, a predicted model, not a curated record